This is a messenger RNA of Solanum verrucosum, 1474 nucleotides long. RefSeq names its product proline-rich receptor-like protein kinase PERK15. The transcript has 7 exons. The record is from RefSeq and is a predicted model, not a curated record. The coding region runs from base 71 to 1198 and encodes 375 amino acids. Lineage: Eukaryota; Viridiplantae; Streptophyta; Magnoliopsida; Solanales; Solanaceae. Gene Ontology annotation, biological process: protein phosphorylation. Gene Ontology annotation, molecular function: ATP binding; protein kinase activity.
GGACAUGAGACUUUUUCAACAGUAAUUUGAACCACAAACUGUCAAUGUUCAAAUUGAAUGAUUUUCUUGAAUGGCAAGUUCAUUUGCAGCUAUAGCAGGAGGAAUUGGAGGGGUUGUAGUAGUGUUCUUGGGAGUGAUUUUCUUUGUAUGUUUUCGGAGUUUUCGCGGAAGGAAGUAUUCAAAUAGGAAUUCAGACUCAGCUUCUUCAGAUCCAGCUGCAGUUGUUUCAGUGGAGCUGAAAAGGGGAGGAUCUUUUGGUCCACCAAGGCUGUUCAGAAUGGAAGAAUUGGAGAAAUCUACAAAGCAUUUUGAUGAGAACAGUCUCAUUGGCUGUGGGAGUUUUGGUCUGGUUUUCAAAGGAUUGCUUUGUGAUGGAACUGUUGUUGCUAUAAAAAGGCGUUUAGGGACUCCAAAACAGGAAUUUACUGAAGAGGUUGCUCGUUUAUCAAGGAUUCAGCACCGCAAUUUGGUCAGUCUUUUAGGCUACUGUCAAGACAGUGGAUACUCCAUGCUGGUUUUCGAGUAUUUGCCUAAUGGAAGCAUGCACAAUCACUUGUAUGACACAGGAAAGGAAUCUGCAACAAAGCUAGAAUUCAAGCAAAGGUUAUCUAUUGCUAUUGGAGCAGCUAAAGGUUUAAGUCAUUUACAUAGCCAACACCCUUCAAUAAUCCAUGGGAACUUUAAAACAGCUAAUGUUUUGGUUGAUGAGGACUUCAUUGCCAAAGUUGCAGACGCGGGGAUUCUAAAGCUACUCGAGAAAAUUGAUGAUGCAGGUCCUUCUGGCUUGAGUUCUUUCAAUGCUUUUAAAGAUCCAGAGAUAAGCCAAAUCGGAAUUCACUGUGAGACAAGUGAUGUUUACAGUUUCGGAGUAUUCCUGUUAGAGCUUGUAACUGGUAGGGAUGCUUCACAUAUAGAUGAAUUUGGAUCAAACCAAAGUGUACUUGAUUGGGUUGAAAAACAGCUGAGUUCAGAGCAGUUAGUGGAUCAUAGGCUGCUAGGAAGCUUCACUGCAGAGGUUAUGAGGGAUUUCGUCAAGAUAGCGUUGAGAUGCAUGAGUUUCCCUGGUAGAUAUAGACCAACCAUGGAAACGGUCGUGUUGGAUCUUGAAAAGAUUCUUGAGAGGGAGAUGAUCCACACAACUGUUAUGGGAGAAGGUACUUCCACUGUUACUCUAGGGAGUCAAUUAUUUACAAACUGAAGCAACGACGGAGUCAUCAAUAGUAAGAGAGUACACCUAGUCUGUUUUCAUGAAUGAAUUCGGCCUUCGGGCUACAAGUAAAUGUACAUCAGCUUAAAUAGCUUUUCCCUCCCCACCUUCUUCUGCUUCAUCUAACAAAGCUAGAUGAGCAAAAGGCCGGGGCCUGAAUUAUUAAUCGCAACAUUUUUUCGUUUAAAGUCCAAUACCCCUAAUAGGUGUUUAAGGACAUUAUUGUUUGAUUCAUGAAUAUUAUUCAUCAUGUUUGAUAGAGUUGAU